Molecule: messenger RNA, 1127 nt
Organism: Cryptomeria japonica (Japanese cedar)
Lineage: Eukaryota; Viridiplantae; Streptophyta; Pinopsida; Cupressales; Cupressaceae
Exons: 7
Coding region: 223-798 (191 amino acids)
Source: RefSeq, a predicted model, not a curated record
CUUAAAAAUAAGAAUGAUUGUUUGAAGGCUUGAUCUUGCAAUGUAAUGGUCAACUUAUGACAUUGUUAAUAAUGCCACAAAGGUUCAAAUGAUACGCAUUGCUCACCAAGGUUCGAUUGCUAGUUGAUAAAGGUUUAAGCGAGUUGACCUUCCCAAGAAAGCUGACAUAAUUUCAAAUCACUCCAUACACUUGAAAAAAAGGCAGGUUGUUCUGGUGAAGAUAUGAAGUUCGAAAUAUGUGGCGGUCUGGAUGCUCCCGAUUGGCUACUUGCCGAAAUAAUCACUCUGGGCAAUCUGUCACCAUUUCAAAUAAAAGAAUUAACCAUGCAUAUACUUCAACACAUUGUCAAAGGCUCUUUUGAUUAUGGAAGUGUUUUAAAGCUUAUGUCAGAUUCUCUAGAUUCGUCGGAUAUAAAGUCUUGCAUUUCAGCUUUGCAUUUCUUGGUUACUAAUGCUGCCAAGUUUGAUCUCGAUGAGGAAACUCUUUCUCGAGAGCUACAACAAUUGGGGAUCCCAAAAGAACAUACUGAUUCCUUAUGCAGACCAUACAAGGAUAAUAGGAACAUGAUGCAAGAAAGGUUUCUUGAACAGAGUAUACAAUUGCCUGCGUCAAGCAUUGAUGGAUGGCAAACAUGUACUGGAAAAGGGAAGUCUGUCCUUGCACAUUUCAAGAACAAUGAAUUCAUGAAACGAGGGCAAGAUUCUUUCAAUGGACUUAUGUACCUUUCUGAGGACAAAUUUCGGAUAUUGCUGAAAGAACUGAAGAUGGCAAGAUUGUUGAUGGACGGUUUGGUCUAGUUUGUUUGAGAAUGCAUUGCAGAAAAAUUUGAACAGGAACAUGAGCUGCAAAAGCCAUUGAAAAUUUGUGUAAUCAAUAUGUGGAUACGAAAAAUAAGCUGCACAGAACUUGAAAGUAACAAUUUACAUUAAAUUUAUAGGAUGUCAAAACUACAUAGGAUGAGUGAUGUGAUAAAUUUUCCCUUAAACACCUGGGUUGCAGCAACCACCUCAUAACUUUUAACUCGCUUGUGAUUGUGAAGAAUAAUUGCUGGAUUUAUUUUUAUGUGCGAAGUUUUAUAGAGUCAAAUAGAUUGCUAUAGAGACACAAUGGCAAAUUUCAUCGUGAA